Aspergillus fischeri NRRL 181 is the source of this 411-nucleotide messenger RNA. RefSeq lists its product as uncharacterized. The record is from RefSeq and is a predicted model, not a curated record. The transcript has a single exon. Bases 1 to 411 code for a protein of 136 amino acids. Lineage: Eukaryota; Fungi; Ascomycota; Eurotiomycetes; Eurotiales; Aspergillaceae.
AUGGCUGGCGACAGAUCAACAGAGUAUAAAGCUCUCUUCCUGAAAGAGGCGAGCUGCAAAAACAAGCAGAAGAUCAGCAUAGACAGGAAAAGCGCCGCAAUCAGCCCACAACCUUUGGUGAAUUUAUUCAUACCUGCCACUUUCGGGAUCUUUGAAAGUCGAAACCCCAUCUCGAUCCACACAUGGCACAAUACCUCCACUAUCUCGGAAAUACUGUCCAAUGUGGCUGCGCUUAUAGGAGGAGUGUCCGGUCAGGCAACAAGCAAUCUACGACGUGGUUUGCAGUUAUCUGCAGCCACCAGGGAAAGAUGCCCCCGUCUAUUUUCCCUUGGUGGAGCUGGAAGACCUUGGUCGUCAGUUUGGUCGUCGACUGCUCAGGGACACAAAUCUGAUCUGCGGAUCAUCACAUAG